AUGUACGGAGGAAAAUAUAGCAAGGCUGCCAAGGCAUGCAAGUUGAAACGUCUUGGACGACUCUCAUUGAAGGUCAUGCAUCACCCCAAGCUUGUGCUGAAACUAGAGCCCGACUUCAAUGGCUUGGCUACACAUGCGAGACUGGCAUAUGAUGUUCAAAUUUUCCUUGGAUGGUGGACGUGUCUCAUCCCGGCUGUGGAUGAAGCGACGAUAACUUCGCUCUUGAGAAGCAGCCAUGACGGUCAACCUUUAUCGUGGCUCUGUAAACGAUGUAAGAAGCGGAGUGAUGGGGAUCACGGCAGCGUAUCCAUCAACUCUGCCCAAUCAAACGCGAACAUGACGAACACAUCCACCACCACACCAGGCCCAUCCCGCAAUUCCGACCCACCCAUCGAACUCUCAGAUGACGAUAUCAUGGAAAUCGACGGACCAUCUACAUCCACAUCCAUGAACCAACCAUCGCGCACGAAAUCACCCACGAAAUCACCCACAAAGCCACCACUGUCAUCAUCGAAAAGGAAUACACCUUCGAUAGCUCCGCCACCCGAAACUAUCACGAUAUCCUCCGGCUCAGAGGCAGACUCGGACUCGGACGACAUCGUCGAGAUCAGCUCGACUCCGGAUCCCAGACCUGCUAGCGUCCCAGCUCAAAGUCAGAGCACCACCACACGACCGUCACAGUCAAAUGGGCAUGCUGCUGCUGCUGCUCCUAAUUUAAAGUCCUCGAAACCCACUUCCAAGACCGCUCGGUCCUCUGGUAGUACGACCUCUAUCACGCCUACUCCCGGUCCUAGUACUACUACUACCAUCCCUGCAAGAGACUCAGGACGAACCGCACCAUCACCUUCCGUAUCUACCUCUAAACCCACUCCUAAACAACUCAUCCACCCUUUACCUGCGAAACCUGAGCUAGCCUCCAACGCCAACGCCUCAGUACCGAACGCUUUCAAACCGUACUCUCGUCCCGCGAAUUUCCCGAGCAGUAGUACUGCUGGGACAUCAUCUGAAUCGACGCGCUCGUCUUCGCAUACAAACACAACCACAAGCACAAACUCACAACCUCGACCUCGACCGCCUCCGCGUACGAAAGAUCAUGUACCAGUAGCGUCGGGCUCGGGCUCUGGGACUCGGAAUUCCAGCUCCACUUCCGCUGCGUCCAGCGGUGGCCCUGUGGCUUCCUCAUCCCAAAUCCCGGCACAGAGGCAGAAUCGCCCUGGAGUAAGCGGGGAUCGUCGUCGGAUAGUGAGAUCGAAUACGGAUCAGAAUGUGAAUGGUAUUAACCGUCCGGCCGUGACUCCCCCAAGAUCCCGACCUCAAAGCGCCCACAUGCCCACUACCACUACCACCAUCACCUCCUCCUCACCCACAGUCGUCCCAGACUCGACCGAACGGCCCGGACCGUCCACUCACAACCACAAACACCAACACAAACGCACAGAAUCGACCCCAGACCUUCAUCGAAAUUCAAUGCCCCCUCCCCCUCUCCCCCUUCCACCCUCUACAUCCAAUAAACUCCUCCCGAACGGAAAUCCCGAUUUUCGUGGUAUCCUCAAGGCUCAGGCCGAAGCCAAAGCACGGCUGGCAGCGAAGUCGGGUGGCGCACUCGAAGAACCGCCGUCAGAUGAUUAUGAUACAUCCGUACAGUCUAGAGCUAGACCUGUAUCGCGGACAGGCUCAACCUCAACUGCGGAGGGGAAAUCACGACUGAAAUCCGCUUCGAGUCUUAAGCCGGCUCCGUCGUCGUCGAGGAACAAUUUCGCCUACCGAGCAUCUUCCUCCAGCGACAUCGACAUCGAAAUCUCCGAUUCCGACAAGGAUGCCGACGUCGAUGUGGAUGUAGACGAUGAUAUGAUAAUCGACAGCGACGAAGACGACCAUCCCAAACUCCAACCUCCAGCUCACAUCCAACCCGCACCACCCACACCCACAUCCGCCAACGCCACCACAACCACAACCACCACCAAUGCGAAUGAAGACUCAGACUCAGACGACGACCUCUACGGCAACGCUCCUCCCCGCGCACGUUCCAUCCCUCCGGAAGCCUGGGGCACACCUCCCCGUCGCGGUUUCGUUGCCCGCUCAUUUCCAUCGACGAAUCACCCGCCCCCACUCCCCACGCCCGCUCCCACUCCCGGUCCGAGCGCGAACUCGAACUCGAGGCUCCCAGCGAAACGGGCCGGACCCCCUCUUGCCCGGAAUCAUCAUGCCCAAUCCCACUCGCGAACGCUCAAUCAACGGCCACAGCCAAAGCCACAAACGCGCCCCGGGUCCCGGCCGCAAACGAUCCAAAGCUUACUCUGCAUGCAUCAAUCCCAAACGCGGGAAAACGCCGUCUGGGAACGUAUGAACGCCGCGAAUGCCGAUUCAACUCGAGGUGCAGGUCAAGAUCAGGGCCCAGGGCGAAGGUUGGCGAGAAAAGGACGAGCGAAGAAGUUGAGUAAGAGUGAUGUCGUGAUGAGGGAGGGGAAUGCGCGGGAUGUUGGAGAGAGGCAGAGGGCGCCGGGGGAUAGAGGGAGGAAGAGGAGUGGUGGGAGGCCGGGGUUGUGUUUGAGGUGGGCUCCUUCCCGAUUCUUUUGUCCGUCCGUCCUUCAAGCUUCAGCUUCAUUUGCGAGCAACCGUUCUGAUGCCUCCGCUAUUCGAACUUGCAGCUCCCGAAUCCUCAUAUCCGUCCUCUUGUGA
Stereum hirsutum FP-91666 SS1 is the source of this 2679-nucleotide messenger RNA. RefSeq lists its product as uncharacterized. Lineage: Eukaryota; Fungi; Basidiomycota; Agaricomycetes; Russulales; Stereaceae. Bases 1 to 2679 code for a protein of 892 amino acids. The record is from RefSeq and is a predicted model, not a curated record. The transcript is spliced from 6 exons.